GGACACAUACAAGGGCACACAGAUUCAUACAUGGUGGCCCUCGCAAACGGGGCCCCGUUCACUCAUUGCAUGCACACGUGUGCAGAGGGGGCAUGGUGAGCUAUUCGGGCCGCUCCCGUGUGCAGCCUCUCUCGCACACCCUGUCCUGCGGCCUCGCACACGCCGUCCUCUCCGUGUUCCCACCUCCCUGCACUUGGAUCUCCACGCCGUACCUCGGUGAGCCAAAGGAGCAGUGAGAAGCGGCAAAUGUCUCUCCUGUGGUGUUUUUGGAAAGAACCGGACUGCGGGUGGGAUGCCGCUUUGGACUUUCAUACGUCUUGUACACAUUUUGGGGUCAGGGAGGUUGAAUUCUGACAACACUGCGGAGUUGGAGAAUUUCUUUUUUUUUUAUUUUAAAAAUGUAGUCAUUAUUGUCAGAAUUCUUCAGUAUCAUAUUAUGCUAAUUAAUAUGAUGGAUGGCUGGAUGAAUGAUAAAUAGAUUAGUAAUUCUGAUGGAAAUUGCAUGUUUACUGUACUCAAUACACACUUAGACAGUAAUAAGACAUUUAGACACUGACAGUAACAAAAAACUAAUAGACAGCAGGGAAAUUAUUGCACAUAAUUCCAUUCUAUGGGAUCAGAAAUGCAUUACCCAGUGGUAUUACCCAGUGGUAUUACCCAGUGGUAUUACACAGUGGACGAACGCAUUUUCUGUGACUGCCUAAGCGGUUCUUGUCCAUUCGGACAGCCUGGUCUCCCCUGCUGCCACUGAAUGACUCGCUGUAGAAUCUGAAGAUCAUGUGGUAAAAGCGACGAUGUGUAAAUAGAAGAUUGUUUGGGUGUUUGAUGCUGCAGUGGUGGGGAGGACAGACAAAUGGCAUCCAGUCAGCGUAGGAGUGCCGUUUGUGUAGCUAAACAUUGAAACACCAUGCCUGUUACUCAGACUUUACUUUGACGUGGGCAUUCAUAAUGAGCAUAUCUUAAGUAUUCUCGAGUAGAGCUAACUGACUAUAAUUGAACUGAAUUAAACUGAGAUACAUUUUAAAAAAUAGAAUAGAAUGAACAAAAUGAAAAAUAAGAUUGGCUUGGUACUAUAGAAAACUGUUGAAAAAAAGGAAGAACAUUAACAAAGGAAAAAAGGAAGGAUAGAUUUAAAAAUGGCAGCCUUUUAGAAUUUUAAAAACAAGAUUUGAGUUAAGCAAUGGUAUACAACUAUAACAUGAAUAGAUGGAUGGGUAGGUGGAUAGAUGUGUAGUGUGUGGAAUCGUGUGCGUGGGUACCAUAAAACAGUUUUUAAAGUUGUUUUUUUUUUUUUUUGGGUCGGCUUAUGAAUGUUGUUGCACACAAGUCUGAUCGCACAGCCUCAGUCAGCUUGCCUGAGUGCUCACACCUGAAUGUCAACCACUGUGAAGGUCGACAUAGUGCGUCUGUCUUUAACGAGUCGCCGUAUAAAUCUGUCCGUGCGGCUCUCUGAGAGCAUGAAGGUUGUUAUUGUUCGUUCAGGAAUGAAUAGGCGUCUUCACAAUUCCUGUUUCCAUUCUGAAAUGUUUCGUUUUCUUUGACCUGCCCCCCCGUCUCCACACGCACACGCCGACACGGACGUCCCUGCGUUCGAGAGACGCUUAGGAAUAAUUUGUUUCUGAGAAUUGCAUAAUUGGGUCAUGUUGCUGGCUCCUGGGGACAAUGGGGGCCUGUGCCGGGCCCCGGCGUGCGGACAGAGCGGGGCAGAGAGGUGUGCGGAGUGGGGGCCCUGAAUGUGCGCUUUCUCAGGGCAGCUGUGUUGGUUUAGUGUUUCCCCCCCCUAUCAUUUCCCCCUGGCGGUUUCUCUGACACGCUGACACAUGCUACUGCCCAUAAACAGGCCUUUGUGCUUCAGUCGAGGCGCUGGGGAAGGGCCAGGGGGCACACACACACGCGCGCACACACACAUGCACACACACGCACACACACGCACACACAUGCACACGCACACACAUGCACACGCACACACACAUGCACACACACAUACAGAGAUGCUCAUAUGUACAACCGUUCCUCAAUUGGCCGCACAUGUGUUCAUGCCCCCCCCAACCCUCAUUUGUCCAAACACAUUCUUGCUGGCAUCCACACAUUUGCACACACAAGAACAUGAUCUAUCUUCCUGAUCUGUUCUGUUACCACAGCCUAGUGCAUCUGGUAAUCAGCUCCGUUUCCCCUCCCCGGCGGAUCCCGUGAUCAUGAUCAGUUCUGUUUCCCCUCCCCGGCGGAUCCCGUGAUCAUGAUCGGUUCCGUUUCCCCACCCCGGCAGAUCCCGUGAUCUUGAUCGGUUCCGUUUCCCCACCCCGGCGGAUCCCGUGAUCGUGAUCGGUUCCGUUUCCCCACCCCGGCGGAUCCCGUGAUCGUGAUCGGUUCCGUUCCCCGCCCCAGCACAUACGAUGUGCAGUUGCCAGUGCAUGUUAACUCUUUACCACACCCAUAGCAAAGCUUCAGUGAGGCAUGGGGCAUGAAGUAAAUUGUUUUUCCUCAGAGUUGAAGCCCACAGACAUGAAACGUGUUUACAUCUUACAUGGAAGAUGUAAUUUCUUUGUAAUAAUCUUGUAAUAAUUAGGAAUUGUCCUGCUGUUUGGCCAGUGACUCAGCCGUGAAUCACGUACGCAGGGCUGUAAGUGGUCCGUUAUGUUGGCUCAGUCCCGUUCGUGGAUGGGGCCCCUUCAUCCCCCAAAGCCUAUUUUGGUCUGUGGUUUGGAUCUGCUGCAGACCUCUGCUGAGUGAAGCACUUCAGUUCAGUGGGUUCAGUGAAGGCCUGCUGUUGUAGUGGGUUUACUGUGAGACACUAUGAGUAUAUUACAGGGCUCUAUUCAGGCAGCCAUACCAGGCUCAUUUGUCACAGAAAAGCUGUUUAAUCUCCUGCCUUUUUGAUGUGGCUCCGCUGCUAUGAUGCUGUUUAAUCUGUUUUUUUAUGCCAUGUUAGAUCCUACCUAAGUUUUAUUGAAAGCCUGAUUGUAUUUUUAAGAAUGACCUUUUAUUUACAUUCGGCAGACAAUCGCUGUAAUUAAGGUCGGAGGAGAGGAGCUCACUCUGGUUAAUGCGUCAUCACACAACAUGAUCUAGAAACUUGGAAGAAGCAAAAAGCUGAGUAAUGUGCGGUUGGCUAACCUAUAGUUGCUUAAUUUCCCCAUGUAGAUGCCAGGGCUAUUAUACUUUGACGUGAUUGGUCAGCCAUCCAGGUUGGAAGCGAAGGACUGGAGUAGGUCGGAGAUGCUUUAUUGCUUCCCUUGGCGUGUUCCUGCGUUCGGGAAUGUUGCGUUUGUAUGGUUUUUCGUGUUUUCAUAGAUGCUGCCACAUGUCAGGAAGAUGUAAACCAGGCAGGUAGAAGGACGAGCCGAUAAUAUACUCUCUGCAGACUGGAAGUGUCCCUCAGCUACCCAGGCGCUUGGCAGUUUUCACAAGACCAGUUGUCCUUAUGUUACGGUGCCCUCAGGAGUCGCUUCAGGCUGACGGGCAGAGCCCCCAGUGGACCGGGGAGCCGCCUGGAACGAACAGCCCCCACAGCAGGGCUCAGAGACAAUCCAGGGGGGGUUCUUUGACCAAUGGGGAGGCGAGCUCAGGACCCCGCAGUCAGCAGCGCCGGAUCAAGAGCGCAAAUGGCAGUCCAGGCAAUGCAGGUAAAUGCGAGCCCACCUCCAAUGGGGUGGAGAAUGAGCAUGGCGGGCCGGCCCCCUGCACACCCCCCCUGAGCAGGACCACAGCCCUUCCUGCCAGCACUCCCAGCCCAGAGAGUGGGGCCCCGCCCCCACCUGAGGAUUCUCCACCACCAGCGACAGAACAGACUGACAGCACCGGGGAGUCCGUCAUGGAGUCUCUGCCUGCUGGCUGGGAGCAGCGGGUCUUACCCAAUGGGAGGGUUUACUACGUGGACCAUAACACCAAGAGCACCACCUGGGAGCGACCACUGCCGCCCGGCUGGGAGAAGCGGGUGGACCAGCGUGGGCGUUUCUACUACGUGGACCACAACACUCGCACCACGACCUGGCAGCGACCCACGCCCGAGUCUGUGCGCAGCUACGAGCAGUGGCAGUCGCAGCGCAGCCAGCUGCAGGGCGCCAUGCAGCAGUUCAGCCAGAGGUUCCUCUACCAGUCUUCUGGCGUCCCGGUGGAAAACGACCCAUUGGGCCUGCUUCCCUCCGGAUGGGAGAAGCGGCAGGACAACGGCCGGGUCUACUUCGUCAACCACAACACCCGGACGACCCAGUGGGAAGACCCCCGCACCCAGGGGAUGAUGCAGGAGCCCCCACUGCCGCCCGGCUGGGAAAUGAAGUACACGCCGGAGGGGGUGCGCUACUUUGUGGACCACAACUGCCGGACGACCACCUUCAAGGACCCACGACCAGGGUUUGAAUCAGGGUCCCGGCAGGGUGGCUCUCCUGGGGCAUAUGACCGCAGCUUCCGCUGGAAGUACCACCAGUUCCGCUUCCUGUGUCACUCCAACGCCCUCCCCAGCCACGUGAAGAUCAGCGUGUCCAGGCAGACGCUCUUCGAGGACUCGUUUCAGCAGAUCAUGAACAUGAAGCCCUACGACCUGCGGAGGAGACUCUACAUCAUCAUGAGGGGCGAGGAGGGUCUCGACUAUGGAGGCAUCGCCAGAGAAUGGUUCUUCCUGCUGUCUCAUGAAGUGCUGAACCCAAUGUACUGCCUGUUUGAGUACGCCGGAAAGAACAACUACUGUCUGCAGAUCAACCCCGCCUCCUCCAUCAACCCAGACCACCUGACCUACUUCCGCUUCAUUGGACGGUUUAUCGCCAUGGCCUUGUAUCAUGGAAAAUUCAUAGACACGGGAUUCACUCUGCCUUUCUAUAAGCGCAUGCUUAACAAGAAGCCUACCCUUAAAGACCUGGAGUCCAUCGACCCCGAGUUCUACAACUCCAUCACAUGGGUCAAAGAGAACAGCCUUGAGGAGUGUGGAGUAGAGUUAUAUUUUGCCCAAGACAUGGAGAUCCUGGGGAAGGUCUCCACCCAUCAGCUGAAGGACAACGGAGAGAAUGAGCUGGUCACCGAGGAGAACAAGGAGGAGUACAUCGGCUUGCUGACAGACUGGCGUUUUACACGCGGCGUAGAGGAGCAGACCAAAGCCUUCCUGGAUGGCUUCAACGAGGUCGUACCCCUGGAAUGGCUGCGAUACUUCGAUGAGAAGGAGCUGGAGCUCAUGCUGUGUGGAAUGCAGGAGGUAGAUCUCAGUGACUGGCAGAAGAACACCAUCUAUCGCCACUAUACCAAGAACAGCAAACAGAUCCACUGGUUCUGGCAGGUCGUGAAGGAGAUGGACAACGAGAAGCGGAUCCGGCUGCUGCAGUUUGUGACAGGAACCUGCCGCCUUCCUGUCGGAGGCUUCUCCGAACUCAUAGGGAGCAACGGGCCCCAGAAGUUUUGCAUUGACAAGGUGGGAAAGGAAACCUGGCUUCCCAGGAGCCACACAUGCUUCAACCGGCUGGACCUGCCGCCCUACAGGAGCCUGGAGCAGCUGAGGGAGAAGCUGCUGUUUGCCAUCGAGGAGACGGAGGGGUUUGGGCAGGAGGGAGGUGGGAGUGAGAGAGGUAGAGGAGCCCUGGGGAAGCAGGAUGCACAUACACCACCUGCACGUCGAAAAGCCAUAGCCCCCACUUUCAGGGGAUUGGGACCACAAACAAUUCUGAUAUGUUUGAACAUACUGGCAGCAAAGUGUUUGAGUUCUGAGUAAUGAGCCCCCCACCGCUGGGCGUGCUGCCUCAUGGGGACAGGCAGGGCUGCCUCAUGGGGACAGGCAGGGCUGCCUCAUGGGGACAGGCAGGGCUGCCUCAUGGGGACUGGCAGGGCGUGGGCUGCCUGUCUGUCACGUUCCCCACUGUCCAUCCCAGUCUCUACUUCCCUCCACACAUAUAAAACACAGCACAGCGCCUCCUGUUGAAACGGCAUACCGGCGGCCAGCAGAAGCCUGACUGCGCCUAAUGCGUCGCCUGAUGCGUCGCGCAUGCGGCGAGGCGGAAGCACCUCGACCACGGGCGGCAGCAGCGACCGCCCACACGGCCUCACUUCAUUUAUUUUUUCCUUCAUAGAGCAAAAUAUCUUAUUGUAAAUGAAAUAAGCUAAAUAAAAUGGACAAAGAACAAAA
This is a messenger RNA of Paramormyrops kingsleyae, 6103 nucleotides long. RefSeq names its product WW domain containing E3 ubiquitin protein ligase 2 (gene wwp2). NCBI's taxonomy places the organism in Eukaryota, Metazoa, Chordata, Actinopteri, Osteoglossiformes, Mormyridae. Gene Ontology annotation, molecular function: ubiquitin protein ligase activity; RNA polymerase II-specific DNA-binding transcription factor binding. Gene Ontology annotation, biological process: negative regulation of transcription by RNA polymerase II; proteasome-mediated ubiquitin-dependent protein catabolic process; regulation of monoatomic ion transmembrane transport. The record is from RefSeq and is a predicted model, not a curated record. Gene Ontology annotation, cellular component: cytoplasm.